UGCCCUCUAGCUCCGACAUUCUCCAUCUCGAUCGAUCGACCACCUGCAGGCUCUAGCACAGCUACUAGCUAGCUAAGCUAGGAGUUGUGUGCGUUGGGGACGGCGGCUCACCGGUCCGACCGACAUGCGCAGAGGUUCACCGUGGCCGUACGACUGCUCACCACCCCGCAGCAAGCGCGUGCAGCACGCCGUCGUGAUCUCCGCCGCCGGCAAGAAGCUACCCUGGCCCUCGCCGCGCCGGCCGGGGAGCCAUGUCGUCGUCGUUCCUGGGGGGCUCGUCUACCUCUUCCGCUUCGUCGCCCCUCUCUUACCUGAUCCCGCCGCCUAGGCCGCCUCCUGCUUCCCUCGUCAUGGGAUACGCUGCCACUGAUGGUGGAGCUGGCGUCGUCGCUGGCGUGCCUGCUGGCGCUGAGGCUGUGAACGCGGCGGCGGCGGCGACGGCGCCCAGGCAGGGCGGCAGGCACGCCGGGCACCCGCCGCUGCCGAGGCCGCCGCCGCGGCAGUGCCCGCGGUGCGGCUCCGCGAACACCAAGUUCUGCUACUACAACAACUACAGCCGCACGCAGCCGCGGUACCUCUGCAGGGCGUGCCGCCGCCACUGGACGGAGGGCGGUACGCUCCGCGACGUCCCCGUCGGCGGCGGCCGCAAGAACAGCAAGCGCGGCGCCGGGGGCGGGGGAGGCAAGUCCGCCGCCGCGAAGACCACCGCGGCCCGUGGCGUCAACAGCAGCGGUGGCGCCGCCGACGUCGUCGCGCUGCCGCCGCCGCCGCCGUCGUCGUUCCCGGAUAUCCUGAGGCAGAUGCUGUUUGCUCCGGCCGCGGCCGCCGCCGCCGCCGCCGGAGGCGGCUACAGCAUUGACCUGACCGCGUGGCAGCAAAUGGCCGCGUACACGGCUCCGCCGCAGGGCGCCACCGGCGAUGUCGGCGGAGCCGUGGUUGGAGGGACGGCGUCGGGCGACGCCAACUGCACCGGCGCCGGCGCCGGCGUUCAGUACUGGAACGGCUGGCUGCAAGAUGACAUGCCCGGUCUUGAUGGGCCUUGCUAAGUAACCGAUCCUUGUAUCGGUAGAUAUACGUAUACGAACGUAUACAUACGUAUGCACGUAUAGCCUAUAUAUACAUGCAUACACAUAUACGGUAUAAAGUAUUAGGUAUGUGUGCUAAAUUAGUGUAACUAAGCGUGAUGUAUCUGUUGAUCCACUCUAGUUAAACUAGUAUAUUUGGUUAUCUAGUUUUGCCUGAACA
Molecule: messenger RNA, 1245 nt
Organism: Oryza brachyantha (malo sina)
Lineage: Eukaryota; Viridiplantae; Streptophyta; Magnoliopsida; Poales; Poaceae
Product: dof zinc finger protein 2-like
Exons: 2
Coding region: 252-1046 (264 amino acids)
Biological process (GO): regulation of DNA-templated transcription
Molecular function (GO): DNA-binding transcription factor activity; DNA binding
Source: RefSeq, a predicted model, not a curated record